AUGUAAGAAGAUUAUAAGAAAGAGUUAGAAAAUUAUACUUAACUAUGGAAAGUCUAUGCUAGAAAUUCUUUAGAAAUUGAUUUCAGAAAUUCUCUCUAUUCAACAUUAGCAUUAGUUUUUGUACCCUCUUUUGUAAAUGUUUACUAUAUUUUCAGAUAGAGCGUAUUAAAAAAUACUGUAAUUGAAUACUUUAUAUAUAAUAAAGGUUAGAUUUAGCAGUGUAAUUUCUUGUCUAAUGAUUUUCCAUUACAAUCUCAAUAAAGAUUUUGAAAAGUUUGUUCAAAAGGAUUCUAAAGAUAGCAAUUUAGCUAGGCUCUAUAUAUAAAAUAUUAGUAAAAAUAAUAUCAUUUUCCCUUACUUUGAAAAAGAAACAAUAGAUAUUUUUAAUUAGAGAUAAUAAGAUAAAAAUUAGUAAUAAAAAUGA
Messenger RNA from Paramecium sonneborni, 424 nucleotides. The record is from the annotation of a GenBank genome assembly. NCBI's taxonomy places the organism in Eukaryota, Ciliophora, Oligohymenophorea, Peniculida, Parameciidae.